AGGUCUGAGCAAACAGUGUUAAAUGGUGAAGUGCGCCAGACUUAGGCAGCCACAAAAAAAACCUAGAAGAUACCGGUGAAAAUAUAGCUGAUAGACAUUAGAAGCCUAGCUACAGCAGUGUACAUUUUCAUUUAUUUUGAUUCAUGAAACUCCAAAAAUGAGUCUGUCGUUAAGAAACGAGCCUUCAGCUGAUAAGAAUAAAAGGAAGAAGAAGAGGGAGCUAACUGAUGAACAAAAGGAUGAGAUAAAGGAAGCGUUUGAGCUGUUCGACACCGACAAGGAUAAAGCAAUAGAUUAUCAUGAACUAAAGGUAGCAAUGAGAGCUCUCGGUUUUGAGGUGAAGAAAGUAGAUGUGUUGAAGAUCUUAAAAGACUACGACAAAGACGGGACAGGGAAAAUAACGUAUGAAGAUUUCAAAGAAGUUGUGUCUGACAGGAUAUUAGAUCGGGACCCAAAAGAAGAAAUUCUCAAGGCGUUUAAGCUGUUUGAUGAUGAUGACUCUGGGAGGAUCAGCCUAAGAAAUCUGCGACGUGUAGCCAGAGAGCUGGGCGAAGAUGUCAAUGAUGAUGAGCUAAGGGCCAUGAUUGAUGAGUUUGACACUGAUGGAGAUGGAGAGAUUAAUCAAGAAGAAUUCAUCUCAAUUAUGACUGGAGACUCAUGAGAGCCACAGUCUUCUUGGGUCUCGUCACCAAAUAAAUCUGAGCUUAUGGCCAGCACCGAUAAGGGUCUAGUGGUCAGAAAAGAAUGUAAUGUGAUGCCUAACCAAUAUAUAAAGCCUGAUAUGACUGCUACAGUGCUGAAUUAUACUAAUAAUUUCCCCAUGAUGAACUGAAUAGAAAUUGUGAGCUGUUUUCACUUUGUUCCGUUGUGUUCAUAUCACACAUCAUUAGCUUCAUUAAAGUGUUUUGAUAUGCAUUAGCAAAGACGCUCAAGUAGGAAUACAUUACAGAUUUAUUUUUUGUAGUGAUGUGUUAUAACCACUCUCUGCAUUAUUUCUGUUUAAUUACCAGUAAGUAACUAGCAUGGGUCACAGCUUGACUACACCUCCAAUACAAGCAAAUAGUUACAUGUAAGAUGUCACAACUAGCUUCAGGCUACAGCACUGCAGAAUUUAGAUUUUCUCCAAUUCUAGUACAGAGAAUUUCAACUCCAGUUUUGCCAUUCCACUACAAAAUUUUUGUUUACUUUGCAGUAAUUUAAUUAUGUAAAGUAAACAAUAUAUUUUGGUGGAAUUGUGCUUUAAACAAGGAUUUAUGGUACUACAGUGUAACCCUCAUAACUGGUGUUUGCAUACAUUGUGUAGGGAAAAUGCACAUACAUAAGACUAUAUUUGUCCAGUUAUAACUGUUGCUUUAAUACACAGAAUGCAGAAAUAGAUGGUAUUUUGUGUAUUGUAGAACAUUUGAGAUGUAUUAUUUACAGCAGUGUAUCCCAGUCCUCUCUCCUGAGGACUGCCAACACUGGACAUUUUAGAUGUCACCCUUCUACCACUCCUGAUUGAACAGGCCAUGUCUGAUAAGGGAAAAUGAGCAGUUUUGUGGGUCACCAGGAGCAAGAUUAGGCAACAUUGAUUUAUAGUAAUUUGUCUUCUCUUAUUGAAGAAAUGUUAGCAAUAUUUUAUUAACCUGUAGUUUCUUGUGCUGUAUUUGUUACAUUUAGUUGACAUAGUGUGUCAUGAAACAGUGCCUAGAGGUAUUCAGUCGUUCUGUGACUAAAAGUGAAGUAGGUUAUAACUGUUUUCCAAUAAACAGUUUGUCGUAUUGUUACAGUAGUUAUUUUAUAUUUUGCCACUAGAGGGCAACUGUCCUUGAAUGUCUCUGUACAUGGAUAGGUCUCAUGUUUAUUUCGUAUUUAUUAAAUUUUUCGUUUUAAAUCCAAAGACAUUGAUUAGUAAGAUAAAAUAUUAGCUGUCACAGUAACAGUACCAAAAACCAUACAGGUAGGUCUCAACAGCACAAUUUCAAGAAUAAUUUUGUACGCUGACCAAAUUAAUUUACACAUUUUGAAAAAGGUUAAUAAAUUUGCAUGUUUAUUAAGUAGA
Messenger RNA from Electrophorus electricus (electric eel), 2041 nucleotides. RefSeq names its product centrin 3 (gene cetn3). The record is from RefSeq and is a predicted model, not a curated record. Gene Ontology annotation, cellular component: myosin II complex. Gene Ontology annotation, molecular function: calcium ion binding. NCBI's taxonomy places the organism in Eukaryota, Metazoa, Chordata, Actinopteri, Gymnotiformes, Gymnotidae.